Messenger RNA from Helianthus annuus (common sunflower), 1315 nucleotides. Its product is annotated as NAC domain-containing protein 92. Gene Ontology annotation, biological process: regulation of DNA-templated transcription. Gene Ontology annotation, molecular function: DNA binding. The record is from RefSeq and is a predicted model, not a curated record. The transcript is spliced from 3 exons. Lineage: Eukaryota; Viridiplantae; Streptophyta; Magnoliopsida; Asterales; Asteraceae. The coding region runs from base 24 to 1055 and encodes 343 amino acids.
CCUUCUCCCCCUAAACACUAUUUAUGUUCUGGUCCUCUUCCCUCUUUUCAAACAUUUCAAUCUUCAAAGCCCACAAAUUAUUGCUCUGUUUUUUAUUUUCAAAACAUUUUUUUCAGAACAACAAACACAAGAUUUUGACAAAAAUGGAGCACAACUUCAAUCACCAAGAACCAAUUGAUCUCCCUCCAGGUUUCCGGUUUCAUCCGACCGACGAAGAACUGAUCUCUCACUAUCUUUAUCCCAAGGUUUCCAAUUUGAAUUUUGUCGCCCGAGCGAUCGGAGAAGUUGAUUUGAACAAAGUAGAGCCAUGGGAGCUUCCAUGGAGGGCGAAACUCGGUGAGCAGGAAUGGUUCUUUUUUUGUGUUAGAGAUCGGAAGUACCCGACUGGAUCGAGGACGAACCGAGCUACAAGUGCAGGGUAUUGGAAGGCUACAGGAAAAGAUAAAGAGAUUUACAAAGAGAAUUCACUUGUUGGUAUGAAGAAAACUCUUGUGUUUUAUAAAGGAAGAGCUCCUAAAGGCGAAAAGACCGAUUGGGUCAUGCAUGAAUAUCGGUUAGAUGGGAAGUUUUCGGCUAAUAAUCUUGUGAAAUCGAGCAAGGGUGAAUGGGUGAUCAGCAGGGUUUUUCACAAGAGUUCUGGCGGGAAAAAGAUCCCAAUAUCUAGGCUAUUAACAAUGAAAAAUGAAUAUAACAACCAAAACUCCUUUGGUUCAUCAAAUAUGCCUCCACUAAUGGAAAUUUCAAGUGGGGAUGGAGGAUCAAGAACCGAGAAUUCACACGUGACCUGCUUCUCCGAAUCCAUUGAAGAACAAGAUCCAAACAACGAAGCGAUUAUGGGAAGCUGGAGCUCCAACAGCGCCGCUCUAAUGGCGCCUAGAAUCGACACAAUGGUUCCAACCAUGGACAACAACUUGGACUCAACAUGGAUGCAAGACCCCUCAAUCCUCAAGAUCUUUCUAGAUGCAAACAACGAUUCGAUCAUGAAAACCGAAAUGGUGGAUUAUGGUAUGAACUUGAGUGGUCAAGAUGAUUAUGAUUGCAUAUGGAAUUAUUGAGCAACAAGCAAAAGAAUUGGGAAGUUAGUGAGAAUAGUAAGUAGAAAGACCUAAAGAUGGUGAUUUUAAGGUUUUUCAACUUAGAUUGAUGUUUGUUAAUACAUUUUAGGUUAAUUGCAAAGAUUUGAUAGAAUCAAAGGGAUUAUACCAUGUAAAUCAUUAUAUUAAUCAUGGGUUUUUAUCUUUAUUUGUAUUUGAUUAGCUGUAAUUUUCAUGAACUAUUAUAUACGUGUAGAUUUUAUUAUCACACAUUUAAAACA